Molecule: messenger RNA, 2223 nt
Organism: Salvelinus sp. IW2-2015
Lineage: Eukaryota; Metazoa; Chordata; Actinopteri; Salmoniformes; Salmonidae
Product: claudin-14
Biological process (GO): cell adhesion; bicellular tight junction assembly
Cellular component (GO): plasma membrane; bicellular tight junction
Molecular function (GO): structural molecule activity
Source: RefSeq, a predicted model, not a curated record
UUCCAACAGUACAGCUGGGAACCAGAGCUAAAGACCAGAAUAAUAGGAUACUAAACUCAUGUCUCAAAGCCAUUAUUAUGUGGUUGUGUGUGUGGCUCUGUGUGUGUUGAUUUGUGUGUGUUGUGUGUAGCAUUGUGUAGUUUUGUGUGUGCAGUUGUUCAUUAGCGGAUGUUCCAGACAUGGCCAGCAUGGCGGUCCAGCUGCUGGGCUUCUUCCUGGGUCUGCUGGGGCUUGUGGGUAGUGUAGUUGCUACAGUGCUCCCCCACUGGCGGCGGACGGCCUAUGUGGGCUCUAACAUCAUCACAGCCACUGCAUACAUGAAGGGGCUCUGGAUGGAGUGUGUGUGGCACAGCACGGGUAUCUACCAGUGUGAAGUACAUCGCUCAAUGCUGGCUCUGCCACCUGACCUGCAAGCGGCACGAGCGUUGAUGUUGCUGUCCUGCCUGACCUCCACCCUGGCAGCCCUCGUGUCCUCUGCAGGGAUGAAGUGUACCCGCUGUGCCCGCGGCUCGUCCAUCAAGCAUGCCCUGGCCAUCAGUGGAGGGGUCUGCUUCCUGUCUGCAGGCAUGCUCUGCCUAAUCACUGUCUGCUGGACAACCAAUGAUGUCAUCCUCGACUUCUACAACCCCAUCCUACCUGAAGGUAUGAAGUAUGAGAUUGGCAUGGCGGUGUAUUUGGGCUACGUCUCGGCCUGUCUUAGUCUGAUGGGAGGGGUGGUGCUCUGUUGGAACUGUGAGGGGCGGCCCAGGAACCCCCUACAUCUACCUCAUCAUCGCCACCCUUGUCCUCCCGUCGUCUUCAAAACUAUAAACACCCCCAACACCCCAGCACCCCCUUACUAUCCCCCUGCCGCCCUGAAAGGGAACUACGCCCCCUCACGCACCUCACUGUCCAGCAAUGGCUACAGACUCAAUGACUACGUCUGAGGGAUGGAGUACACACUCAAUGAAUGCUCCUAGUGUGUAAGUGCAAACACUCAAUGAUUAUGUCUGAGUGUGGCAGAUAAUAGAGACUGAUUGAGGGAAGUUCAAACUCAAUGACUACAAAAUAAAGACUCAAGUUACUUUUAAGUGAGCAAGUACACACUCAUUGACUUUCCAGCAGACCUUCAGAGAGUCUGAAAAAAAUGAUUUCACUGAAAUCACCUCCGCUCUGCCAGGCAGUGUGGUUUACGGUGUUGAUGUUGUUCAGGUUGUGUCCUUCUUCUCUAGGACUGCCCACAGGCUAAUCCUGUAUUACUUAUCCUGUUGACUUUGUAUGUUUACGAUAAGAGCCGAAAAACAUUAACAGGACUUAUUCCUGAUACAAAAAUGAGCUUCCUUCAUAAAGGUCUUUAGGAAAAUGACAGCAGGUAUGAUAAUGGUAAGUCAAGUUUUAUUUCACAUGUAUUAUUUGUUUCCGUUUCAUUGCUCAUAAAUUAAUGGCUGUUGUGAAGCACUUCCUGUCUUUAUAGUUUUAUAGUCUCAUAUUUGUAAACUGCUUUAUACUUAUACUGCUACUUUAAAAUACAAAGUCACCAUGGUGCAACAGACUACGUUUGAGCUUGAAUGUGGUGGUAGGAUGCUCGCUAUGUGCAUUAGCCUAACUGGACUAAAGCACAGAAACUUCUGGGAAAUAUGAUCUGUGCCAGGCCUACGAUGACCACACGGUGGCACCAACAGUCUGUCUAGGAGGUGAGUGGCAUUCACUGUUCAAGAAGGAAAGACUAGCCAAUUGCUUGGCAGAUAUCAAACUUGUUCUCGGUUGAGGACAGGCAGCUUAGAAAAUAGUUUCAUUUAAACACAGUCAAUGUUUAAAUGAAACUGCUUUUCAAAAGGUUCCUAGAAUUUCCAUGAACUAUGUCCAAUCCCUGUAUCAAUAUAUCCAAGUAAAACUCCCUUUAAAAUUGUAUUCAUCUUUUAAACAUUAAUUUUGACUGCCAUUUUAAGUUCACUAAAGGCUAUAUUUGAUCAUUUACACGCAGUCCAUAUCGCAGUCCAAGUCAAUUCAUUAUUGUUGUCUGUCUCCUGUUGCAGGCCCUAUUAGCCACGGCAGGCGCGUGGACAUGUUUAUGAGUUGUUUGUGUAUUCUAAAGCUAUCCAAUUAGAUGUAUCCUCUCUCUGGCAGACCGUCAACAUAAAGCAAGGUAAAUUAGACAGAGCUGUCAGAGGAACAGAUAAGUCAGCUGUCUGGUAGCCUAUUUAUUAAAUUGGUCAACAUGUUCAGUCUAAAUAUAGAAAUGAA